AUGGAGAAGAACGGCGCUCCUCCGUGCGCCCCGCCGCCGGCGGGCUCCCAAGCCGGGGUUCCUCCAGCCAACCUCUCCGCCGCCGCCGCCCCUUCCCACAACUGCAGCUCCUCCGAGGAGGACUACGUCUACCAGGACUCCGUGGCCCUGCCCUGGAAAGUGCUGCUGGUCCUGCUGCUGGCGCUCAUCACCCUGGCCACCACUUUCUCCAACGCCUUCGUGAUCGCCACGGUGUACCGGACGCGGAAGCUGCACACCCCGGCCAACUACCUGAUCGCCUCGCUGGCCGUGACGGACCUGCUCGUGUCCAUCCUGGUGAUGCCCGUCAGCACCCUGCAGACCGUGGCCGGCCGCUGGACCCUGGGCCAGGUGGUCUGCGACUUGUGGCUCUCGUCGGACAUCACCUGUUGCACCGCCUCCAUCCUGCACCUCUGCGUCAUCGCCCUGGACCGCUACUGGGCCAUCACGGACGCCGUGGAGUACUCGGCCAAGAGGACUCCCCAGAGGGCGGCCGUCAUGAUCGCGCUGGUGUGGGUCUUCUCCAUCUCCAUCUCGCUGCCGCCCUUCUUCUGGCGCCAGGCCAAGACCGAGGGCGAGUGCACGGUGAACACCGACCACAUCCUCUACACCGUGUACUCCACCGUGGGCGCCUUCUACUUCCCCACCCUGCUCCUCAUCGCCCUCUACGGCCGCAUCUACGUGGAGGCCCGCUCCCGCAUCCUGAAGCAGACGCCCAACCAGACCGGCAAGCGUCUGACCCGGGCCCAGCUCAUCACCGACUCCCCGGGGUCCACGUCUUCCGUCACCUCCAUGAACUCGCGCGCCCCGGACCUGCCCAGCGAGUCGGGGUCGUCCCCGGUGUACGGGAACCAAGUCAAAGUGCGAGUGUCCGACGCCCUGCUGGAGAAGAAGAAGCUCAUGGCCGCUAGGGAGCGCAAAGCCACCAAGACCCUGGGCAUCAUCCUGGGAGCGUUCAUCGUGUGCUGGCUGCCCUUCUUCAUCAUCUCCCUGGUGAUGCCCAUCUGCAGAAACGCCUGCUGGUUCCACCAGGCCAUCUUCGACUUCUUCACGUGGCUGGGCUAUCUCAACUCCCUCAUCAACCCCAUCAUCUACACCAUGUCCAAUGAGGACUUCAAACAGGCCUUCCAUAAACUGAUACGCUUUAAAUGCACAAGUUGA
Pipistrellus nathusii (Nathusius's pipistrelle) is the source of this 1179-nucleotide messenger RNA. Lineage: Eukaryota; Metazoa; Chordata; Mammalia; Chiroptera; Vespertilionidae. The record is from the annotation of a GenBank genome assembly.